Acomys russatus (golden spiny mouse) is the source of this 520-nucleotide messenger RNA. Its product is annotated as cystatin-8-like. Gene Ontology annotation, molecular function: cysteine-type endopeptidase inhibitor activity. NCBI's taxonomy places the organism in Eukaryota, Metazoa, Chordata, Mammalia, Rodentia, Muridae. Gene Ontology annotation, cellular component: cell surface; cytoplasm; extracellular region. The transcript has 3 exons. The record is from RefSeq and is a predicted model, not a curated record. Bases 71 to 502 code for a protein of 143 amino acids.
GUUGCUCCACUGCAACUCAAGCCCCAAGGAGCCGUGGAGGACAUAUCUUGUGCCUUUUGAGUGAGAAGCCAUGACAAAACCCUUGUGGCUCUCCAUCUUCCUCCUCCUCCUCAUUCCAGUCGCCCUGGUAGUUGAUGUAGAUCAAUCCAAGAAUGAAGUGAAGAUGUUGAGGUACUUUGAAUCCAUCAAUACCUCGAAUGCCAACGUGAGGCAGUGUGUGUGGUUUGCCAUGAAAGAAUACAACAGGGAAAGCAAGGACAAGUAUGUCUUCCUCGUGGACAAGACACUGCACGCCAAGCUUCAGAUCACAGACCGCAUGGAAUACCUCAUUGACGUUCAGAUCUCCCGCAGCAAUUGCAAAAAACCUUUGAACAAUACUGAAAACUGCUUCACUCAAAAAAACUCCAAACUGGAAAAGAGCGUGAACUGCAGCUUUCUGGUAGGAGCGCUUCCCUGGAACGGCGAGUUCACCCUGUUGAACAAAGAAUGUAAAGAAGUGUGAAGGUGUCUUGUGGCAUCC